AUGGACCACCUAAGUGCAACAUCAAAAAAUGCACACAUAAAGGGGCGAGCAAAGUUUGUAAGUGAGAGGAUGAGAAGCAUCAGGUUUUCUGCAUUCUGUCAUUUCCUGGCGGACAUGUUUGCAAUAAUUUCGAAGUUACGUCUGAAGAUGCAAAGAAAUGAUUUAAUUCUUCCUGGAGCAGUGUCGCUCCUCCAUGAAACAAUAGCCAAUGUUGAUGCCUUGAAACUCUGGCCCGUCCCAAAUGGACAUUUGAAACGGUUCAUGAAUAUGCUUGAGGAGUCCGGGGUUCACGAUGAGGUGUAG
Messenger RNA from Porites lobata, 303 nucleotides. NCBI's taxonomy places the organism in Eukaryota, Metazoa, Cnidaria, Anthozoa, Scleractinia, Poritidae. The record is from the annotation of a GenBank genome assembly.